AUGUAUGACCGGGCAGCAGCAGGCUCGCGAGCCUGUGAGUCGAGGCUGAGGCUGGGCGGUCGGUAUUUUAUACCGACUGAACCCAGUACAUAUUCCGGUAGCCAGAUCCUUGAUAGGAUGAGGAUCAGCGGGGGGCCUUCGGGUUUCACGUUUUUCCCCCACCCUCCCUCCCUUUGUUUUAUCCUUUCAUGCUAUUGCCACGGAUCGAUCAUGAGGUCUCGCGCCACUCUUGAGGGAGAGUGUGACAGAGACCCAUACGAUGUUUUCGUCCAGACGGGGGCAUGGUGCUCCAUCGCGGGUACGCCUGCGUUCCGGGCGAAGACGACUCCCAUCGAGUCAUGAUCAUCCCUAGAGUUCUGCACUGCAGCGAAACCGAGCUCGAAGAAGUCGCGUAUUUUUGAAAAACUACAAGACAGCUUGAACUGAAGCACGCCUGUGUUUUUAACGCAAUACACAUCAGAGAUCUUCUACACAUAGAGAACUUUUAUUGUCUGCAACCUUUCUGUCAAAUUAUUGAAAUUUAAAUUUUUCUUUGAUAAAAUAAAGGAUCACGAUCAGUGGAGGCGCUCGUUUUUCUUGCUUCACUAGAGGAGUAGGAACGCGAUAAAAACGGACGCUGAUCGAUUUACCUUCCGAUAAGCGAUACAAGUAAGAUAAUAUCUAGAGAAUGUAAGGCACUACUACUCCCUACUAUCGCAUUUCUCUUCGUUCUAGCCAGCCAGUUUGGAUGAACUGGAUGUAAACGAAAAAGCCGUGGUGCUGGCCUGGGAGCAGGGAACAAUAGAUCACCAGUUGUCUUUCCGACGAGACGUGGGCUCUGCAUUGAAAUUGAUGUAGGUCGUGCUUCGACUUCAUCUGGGAUGUCGUAGUGACGUGCGUUUGCUUUGCUGGUUAGACGAAUUUACAAUUUUGUCAAAAUGCGAUAGAGGAAUUAAUUACGUAUAAAAUAAAGGUUGUAGUACGGGAACGGACACGACGGACUCUACCCGUUCGGCAUGUGGUGGUUUCUGGCAUGAUCUACGUGUUCUUGGUGCCCGUCGCUGUACGGAGGAGGAUGUAGUGAUACCUACUAAUACUCUACUGCUUCUUUGUUCCUCUUCCCGAUGUACUUCUUGUUCACAGCACCGCGCGCUGCUUCACCAGCUUCCGUGACAUCAGCGGCUUCCACGGCUGCUAGUUCUAGAUACUCAAACUGUGUAGUAGUAGUAGUAGUAGUAGUAGUAGUACUAGUACAGCAAGCAACCAUCCAGCGGUCGUGUGAGCAGAUGUUGAAAGCUACUCAUCAUGACGUGGCUCGCUCAACACGUGCUUGAGCUGCUCGAGAUCUACUUCCACAUUUGAUAUCAACAACUACGAGGGGGAGGGAGUGAAAGAAAAAGAGGCGUCAAGGUUUACUUAUUUCUCCUUGUUAUGUGAAAUUAAAGAACUGAAAC
Amoebophrya sp. A120 is the source of this 1433-nucleotide messenger RNA. The record is from the annotation of a GenBank genome assembly. Lineage: Eukaryota; Dinophyceae; Syndiniales; Amoebophryaceae.